Drosophila serrata is the source of this 735-nucleotide messenger RNA. RefSeq lists its product as uncharacterized. Lineage: Eukaryota; Metazoa; Arthropoda; Insecta; Diptera; Drosophilidae. The record is from RefSeq and is a predicted model, not a curated record.
GCUGCUUCGCCUUAGUUUUCAAUUUCAACUGCGCGCAAAUUAGUAAAUUCCCGAAAAUGAAUCUACUAAAUAUGCUUUUGGAGACGGACUCGAUGGUCAAGAUGGUUACCAAGGAUGCGGAGCAGUGGCAGCAGUCUAUUCAAGGUGGCCGGCUGACCAUGAAGCAGGUUAAGACCAUAAACCUUCAGAUUUUUGACACCGAAAAUCAACUGAACUCCCGGGACUCUCGUCGCUAUCUGCAAACGCGGGAGAAACGUAUCAAUUACUUGUUCGAGCGACUCCAGCAACCACUAUGGACGAUGAACCAAAUCCUCAAGACUCUGACGCGGAUCAGGGACAACACUGACCGGAUGCACAAUCGCCUUGCGCUCUGGAUGGACGAUCCGAACGUGGCAAAGCACAAGAUCGCCUCCAAUCUGAGAUCCCCGGAACUGCUGGAGCUAUUGGACUUCCUCAGCGGGCGUUACAGUGCCGAGUGGGAGGUCAAGGAGGUGGUUGUGAGGGACUUGGAGCACAUUAACAAUGCCAAAGAGCUGGAUUUUUUUGUGGAGGCGUGGUCUAUUUGUCGCCAUUCGGAUGGAUAUGAGUUCCAGCGCUUAUUGGGCGAUUUUUACGACAAGAUCGGGCGGCGUAAUCGUUUUCUGAUGCCAGCCCCGUGAGAGGAAACGGAAACCCACAAUAAACAGCCAUAAGUUUAAGAAAACCACAUCUUAUUUUUGAAUUUGAUGUUAUUUU